This is a messenger RNA of Lolium perenne, 1686 nucleotides long. RefSeq names its product U-box domain-containing protein 21-like. Gene Ontology annotation, molecular function: ubiquitin protein ligase activity. Lineage: Eukaryota; Viridiplantae; Streptophyta; Magnoliopsida; Poales; Poaceae. The record is from RefSeq and is a predicted model, not a curated record. Gene Ontology annotation, biological process: protein ubiquitination.
AACCAUUCCGUUCAAAGGCUCCGGCGCCAUUAAUUCCAUUCAAAGUUUCCGGCAAGGUGCGACUCAAUAACAACAGCUACCAGCUCGACUCGCUUCGCACGUCUUCUUUCUUUCACCAUUAGCACAAGCUAGCUAGCUCGAAGCACAACACGAUGGUUCUACCCAUGUCGAGAGCUACGAGGGUGGUCCCGGAGCUACCGCUCCUACGGCGAGGGAGGCGUCAGGUGGCCGCGUCGACCGACGACGAGCCAGCAGAACCGGCGGUACCGGCGCACUUCCUCUGCCCGAUCUCGCUCGAGCUGAUGAAGGACCCGGUCACGGCGCCCACGGGGAUCACCUACGACCGGGACAGCCUCGAGGGCUGGCUCGCGCGCGGCCGCGCCACCUGCCCCGUCACCGGCGCGCCCGUCCGCCUCGGCGACCUGGUCCCCAACCACGCCACGCGCCGCAUGAUCCAGGACUGGUGCGUCGCCAACCAGGCCGAGCGCGUGCCCACGCCCAAGGUGCCCGUCGCCGACGCCGACGCGGCGGAGGUGCUCGCGGGCGUGUCCGCCGCCGCCAGGCGCGGCGACGCGGCCGCGUGCGGGGCCGUGGCGGCCAGGGCCAGGGCGCUCGGCAAGGAGAGCGACCGCAACCGACGCUGCCUCGCGGCCGCCGGCGCCGCACGCAGGCUGUCCUCCGCGUUCCGCGACCUCGCCGGCGAGCCCGUCGACGGCGCCUCGGUGUCCGCCGCGCUCGGGAAGAUCCUCGCCGCGCUCACCGUCUUCUUCCCGCUCGACGAGGAGUCCCGCCGCAGCAUUGCCUCGCCCGCCUCCCUCAAGACGCUCGUCUCCGUGCUCGCGCACGGCGACCUCGCCGCGCGGGCCAGCGCCGCCGUGGUCCUCCGCGAGCUCGCCUCCUCCGCCGACCGGCCCACCGUCGACGCCAUAUCCCGCACCCCCAACGCCUGCGCCGCCCUACUCGGCCUCGUCAGGGACCCCGUAUCCCCGCAGGCCACCAAGGCGGCGCUCGUCACGGCCUACUACCUCAUCUCCGCCAGCGACCGCGCGGCUGCCCGCUUCGCGGACCUCGGCGCCGCGCACGUCGUCGCCGAGCUCCUCGUGGACGCCGACAAGGGCACCAGCGAGAAGGCCCUGGCCGUGCUCGACGGCGUCCUGUGCGCGGACGCGGGUCUCCACUCCGCGCGCGCCCACGCGCUCGUCGUGCCCGUGCUCGUCAAGAAGAUGUUCCGCGUCUCCGACAUGGCCACCGAGUUCGCAGUCUCCGCGCUCUGGCGCCUCUGCCGCGGCGCCGACGCCGGCGCCGCCGCGUGCCGCGCCGACGCGCUGCGCGUGGGCGCGUUCCAGAAGCUGCUACUGCUGCUCCAGGUCGGGUGCGGCGGUUUGACCAAGGAUCGGGCCAGCGAGCUGCUCAAGCUGCUCAAUGGCGCCAGGGGCAGCGUCGAGUGCAUCGAGACGGCCGACUUCAAGGGGCUCAAGAGGCCAUUCUGAUCCAUGCAGAAUUUUAGUGUCAGCUUUCAAUUUUUUGUGUAGAUUGAUUUGGGACUCUGAUUAGGCGCGCGUGUGGAUAAAACAUACAAUUAGGAUGAAUAGAUUUUUCUUCUUCUUUACAACUGUAAUUGCAUACUCAUACAUAGGAAAGAUGAACACAGAAGAGAAUUAACUGAUCAUUUUUUUCACAAUAUAA